Eubalaena glacialis (North Atlantic right whale) is the source of this 684-nucleotide messenger RNA. It is a transcript of the gene UBE2U, whose product is annotated as ubiquitin conjugating enzyme E2 U. NCBI's taxonomy places the organism in Eukaryota, Metazoa, Chordata, Mammalia, Artiodactyla, Balaenidae. The transcript has 8 exons. Bases 1 to 684 code for a protein of 227 amino acids. The record is from RefSeq and is a predicted model, not a curated record.
AUGUACAGCAGAGCUUACAUCUUGCUGCAAAGAGAAUUCCAAGAAUUGAAGAAGAACAAUUAUGAGGGUAUUACUGGCUUUCCUGUAAGUGAAGAUAUGAUGCAAUGGGAAGUUGAUAUUGAAGGUCUGCAGAAUACAGUUUGGCAUGGAUCAUUCUUCCAACUGAGAAUAAAUUUUACAUCAGAGUAUAAUUUUGUCCCUCCGGUUGUGAAAUUUAGAACAAUUCCUUUUCAUCCAAAUGUAGACCCACAUACUGGCCGUCCCUGCAUAGAUUUUUUGGACAACACUCAUAAGUGGAAUAGAAGCUAUACAUUGAGCAGCAUCUUACUUACCCUCCAGGUUAUGCUUUCUAAUCCAGUGCUAGAAAAUCCAGUGAAUUUGGAAGCAGCCCAUAUACUGAUUAAAGAUGAAACUCUGUACAGGCAAAUAAUUCUAAGACUUUUCCACCAGCCAUUACAAUCAAAAGAUGACAGUUCUGAGUCACCUAAAGAGCCAGAUAAAUUUAACAGAUCAAUUAAAUCAGUCUCAUUUAAUGAUUACUACAAGACAUGGUCUGGAAUAGCCACAUCAAAAGCCACAGAAUAUUACAGAACUCCAUUGCUUGAAGAUCCAAAUUUCAUUGGAGAGUAUUACAAAUGGAAGAAAAAUGAGCUAAGACGACCUGAAGAAUGGGGUUUAAAGUAA